Tarenaya hassleriana is the source of this 1840-nucleotide messenger RNA. Its product is annotated as probable thylakoidal processing peptidase 2, chloroplastic. The record is from RefSeq and is a predicted model, not a curated record. Lineage: Eukaryota; Viridiplantae; Streptophyta; Magnoliopsida; Brassicales; Cleomaceae. Gene Ontology annotation, molecular function: serine-type endopeptidase activity. The transcript is spliced from 6 exons. Gene Ontology annotation, cellular component: chloroplast thylakoid membrane. Bases 301 to 1410 code for a protein of 369 amino acids. Gene Ontology annotation, biological process: thylakoid membrane organization.
GUGAACCUUGAACAACCUUGCGUCCUAGCCUCUCUCUCUCUCUCUCUCUCUCUCUCUCUCUCUCUCUCGUCCGCUCGAUCGUUUGUCGCCGGAAUCCGAAUUCGCCGGCGAAAUAGUCUUCGGUUAUCUCGCCGGCGUUACUAGACCCUGUCAAUUCCUCGAUCCCGUUUCCGAUUAACUAAUCGAUUAAUCAGAAAUGGCGUUCUUGUUCUUCUAGGUCUUCAUUGGACCAAAACCCUCUUGAUCAACGACACAACAAUUUACCUUUACCUCUUACAGUUCUUUGUCAAGUUUGCAGUUAUGGCGAUUAGAGUUACUUUCACCUACUCCGGCUACGUUGCCCGGAAUCUCGCUUCCUCCGCCGGGAUUCGUGUCGGCACCGGCGACUUCCGCUCCUGCCUUGAGUGCUUUGUCCGACCCAGACUCUUCGGACACAACCAGAAGACGGAUCUGGACAAGUCUCCCGGUUCCAAACCGUGGUUCACCGGAUCCAAAUCCCGGUUCCGACCAGCUUCCAUGUACAGCACCAUCGCGAGGGAAAUUCUCGGAGAAGAUUCCCAGAGCCCGCUUGUGAUGGGUCUGAUCUCGAUCAUGAAGUCAACGGCAGGCGCUCCCGAGUCUUCGGGGAUGAGCGUCUUGGGAAUUUCGCCCUUCAAGGCCUCGUCUAUCAUCCCCUUCCUCCAAGGGUCAAAGUGGCUUCCGUGUAACAAUCCGGCAACGACGUCGCCGGAUAUUGAUGAUGUUGACAGGGGAGGAACGACGGCGUGUAGAGGGGUCAGUAUGAAUUUGGAGCUGAAUGAUAAGGAUUUUGGUGGGAAGAGUGUAGGAUGGGUCAACAAGCUCUUGAAUUUCUGCUCGGAGGAUGCGAAGGCAGCUUUCACGGCGAUGACUGUGACUUUGCUUUUCCGGUCGGCUCUGGCGGAGCCGAAGUCGAUCCCGUCCAUGUCUAUGUACCCGACCUUAGAUGUGGGUGAUCGAAUUCUUGCAGAGAAGGUUUCAUAUAUUUUCAGGAAGCCCGAGGUUUCGGAUAUAGUGAUCUUUAAGGCUCCUCCCAUCUUGCAGGAAUGGGGUUACAGUUCUGAUGAUGUGUUCAUAAAGAGGAUAGUUGCGAAAGAAGGUGACUGUGUCGAAGUCCGUGACGGGAAGCUCUUUGUGAACGGCACUGUUCGAGAAGAAGAUUUUGUGUUGGAACCACUUUCAUAUGAGUUGGAACCAGUGCUUGUCCCUGAAGGGUGCGUCUUUGUUCUAGGAGACAACCGCAACAAGAGCCUCGAUUCUCAUAACUGGGGUCCACUCCCGGUAGAGAACAUCGUCGGUAGAUCAGUGUUUCGGUAUUGGCCUCCAAGCAGAGUAUCCGACACCAUUAACCCUGACCCGGUUCUUACAAAAAGUGCUGUUGAGGUUUCGUGACAGACAAAUGCAGAUGAAAGCUUUGCUAUGAUCAAUUUGUCGGAUCGAUCUCUGAAGUGAAUUGGGUUUUUAGGGUUCAAACAGAAAUUGAAGAGAGGAAGCUGCUCCAACCAUUUUGGUCAAGCUUCCAUGGAUGGUGCUUUGGCGAUUUUCAAAGGACGCCCUCUCGUCGUCCAUUGGUUUUUUAAUGCAUCUUCCCGGUUUGUCUGAACCGGACAUAAGGUUUUCUCUAUCCCUCCGCAUAUGAUAUGAAAAGUAAAGGGAAAAUGCAAAAAAAAAAAAAAAGAAAAAAAAAGAAAUUGAACAUCUGUCGACCAAAAAGAAAAAGAAAAUUAUUUGUGGGAGGUUGGUAUUGAAAGUUUAAUUUGUCUGUUAAACUGUUCAUUGCAGUUCUGUGGUUGAUGUGUGAACAUAGUAAUAGCUGUGGAUA